Hyla sarda is the source of this 1908-nucleotide messenger RNA. RefSeq lists its product as uncharacterized. NCBI's taxonomy places the organism in Eukaryota, Metazoa, Chordata, Amphibia, Anura, Hylidae. The record is from RefSeq and is a predicted model, not a curated record. The transcript has 2 exons. The coding region runs from base 153 to 1595 and encodes 480 amino acids.
UUGAUUAUAUAUCUAAUUAUUUUACUUACCUCAUAAUUAAUAUUUUAUUAUUCAUAUAUAUAUUUUAUUACUGAUUAUCCUUAAUUAUAUCAUAUACAGUAUAUAUAUAUCUCUUUUUCUCCCUAUUACUGAUCUCCAUAAUUAUAUUCAGUAUGUCUCAGGACAACAUCCAAACUACCACAGAAAAAGUCAAUCCAGACGCUUUGCAGUCUUUAGUGGACGCUUCAGUGUCCAAAUCAUUACAAAAUGCAGUUUCCACUCUGCAAGAAUCUUUUGAAAAAUCAUUAGCUAAUAUUAUGGCUCGCUCUGGCAAUAUGACUCCUGGGGUUCUACCUCCUAUUACCCCUUCCGACCAUUACUGGUCUCCUGCCGAAUCGGUAUCUCAUAUGGCAAAAGGUUUUAAAGGUCCUGGCAAAGUUAAAUCAAAAAAGCGCCAUACCUCAAUUGAAGAACCUUAUCCCUCUAAAGGUGUACAACACACUUCAGGGACUCGCCAUGAGACUAAUACCGCUCAUGCUCCAGGUUCCAAACCAGAACCAUCUAAUAGUGGUUCAAAGAAACCACUUUCCUCACCCUCCACCAGAGAGGAAGUCCAGCCUGUCAAGGCUUCUACAUUUAGAGCGAAGCCAGACUCCUACCGAAUUCAGUCUUCUGAGGAAUCGGACGAUUCCGACAUUCAAGAUGUUCAGGAGAUUUUAUAUUGUUCGGAGGACAGUGACUCGGAUCACGAUGACCCUGCUUUGCAGGAAGACACUACAGUGACACAUCCUGGGGAUUCAUACUUUGAUCCCGCUUUAAUUUGCCACCCACGCUCAGGCGAAUGGCUUCCAAAUUCUAGAAUUGCCGAAUUCUUAGCACUAAGAGCUAAUAAACCUUUAGAUCGUCCAUCUCGUAGCAAAUUGAAGGCAGAAUGCCCUCGCCCUUCUUUGCCUAAUAAUUCCUCGGCUACUCCGGAGUUGGACCCACUCCUGGCGAAAUUCUUGUUUAAAACAGGAAAAAACCCAAAGAAGGGAGUAGACCGUAGCUUUAAGUCCUGUCAGGACAAAUUAAUGGACCUUCUGGGUCCACUUUCUAAAAUUAUGGACAUGGCUGAUGAGGCAUCCGCCUCCAAUUCUACUGUUGAUACCGAAACCCUUAAAGGGUGGAUUCAACGAGCAAUAUGUCUAUUCGGCAACGCUAAUGCCGCUCUCUCCACUGAGAGGAAAAGGUCUAUUCUCAUGAAGAUUGACCCACAAUUGACCAAUCUGGCUACUGCCGAACCGGCCAACCCCACCAAUGGCAUGCUUUUUGGUGAGGAUUUCAUCAGAGAACUAAAUAAAUAUGUGGGUCUUUUUUCCUCGCUUAAUAAAGCGCAAGUUUCUAUGAAGAAAGUGUUCUCAAGCAGAAUUUUUGGGAGGGCCGGAAAAGGUCGGGGCCGAUUUUCCGGCCGGUCAUCCCAGCAUAGAGCUUAUAGAGGCCCCUAUUCCAACCCAUCAGUACAAUUCGCAGCUCCACCCUCUGCUCCCUCCCCAUUUUUCCCUUACAGGUCCAGACCAUGGCGCUCCAGAGGCCAAAGAGGUUAUCCUCGCUCCAGACCUCCCACAGUUCAACAAUGAUCCCUUCAUCUUCUACUGUUAUGACGAUUUUCAUCGAUGGAGUUCCUUAUUGCAUUCCGAUUCACAUUGGUUUUUUCUUGUUCUACGACUACCUGUUACCAAUUGUUCCUGUCUACUUCGCAAAGAAGAAGGAAGUUAUCUAUAUGACAGUUAUUGAUAUCUGCUGUACUGUCGCCUGAUUGGUCGAGGCCAUGAUCAUCAUUCUAGGUUGCAUCCUAGUAUCCUGAUGUUUAUUUACACUUUAUUUAUAUAAAAAAUUUCUAUGAUACUUCCAUUACUUAUAUGCUGCUGAGUUUAGUAAAGAAGUUUAAAA